This is a messenger RNA of Hirsutella rhossiliensis, 1545 nucleotides long. RefSeq names its product cytochrome p450 domain-containing protein. NCBI's taxonomy places the organism in Eukaryota, Fungi, Ascomycota, Sordariomycetes, Hypocreales, Ophiocordycipitaceae. Gene Ontology annotation, molecular function: oxidoreductase activity, acting on paired donors, with incorporation or reduction of molecular oxygen; monooxygenase activity; heme binding. Bases 1 to 1545 code for a protein of 514 amino acids. The transcript has 4 exons. The record is from RefSeq and is a predicted model, not a curated record.
AUGGACGCCAACAUUUCUCAGAUACUCCCGUCUUCCAGCACCGAGGCGGGACUGCUGUUGAGGCACUGGAGCGUGACCAAUCUGGUCCUGACUUGCGUCGCCGUCAUUUUCAUCUUGCCGAAGCUUGUCUCUCUCUUACAGAAUGUCUUCUCUCCGUUGCGCUCCAUCCCCGGCCCGCUGCUCAACAAGGUCAGCUCGUGGCCGCUGACCAUUGCCACGCUCAAAGGAACCAGUCACCAUUUUACCCGCAUCUUGCACGAGAAGUAUGGCCCCAUAGUACUUCUAGCGCCUGGUAUAAUCUCUGUAGCCGACGCUGGCGAGAUCCGGCGCAUUAUCAAAUCCGAGGAUUGGGCCAAGUCGCAUGCCAUCUACGGAAACUUCAGGCAGGACCCGGACCGGCCGACGCUGCUGGCCUUUACCGACAAGAAGGCAUAUGGCCGGCGCAAGCGUUUAAUAUCCGGCAUGUUUGGAAUCAAGUGCAUUCGCAAUAUGGAGCCGCUAAUGAGGGAUUGCGUCGCCGUUGCGGUGCGAGAGCUGGGCCGGGCGUGUGACGGGGCCGGGCACCUCGUCCAUGGAUUGGCAAUAGACAUUAUAGGCGUCACCACCUUCGGGCAGAGCUUUCACGUCGUGGAGAACGGCAGCCAUCCUCUGCCGACGCGGCUCAAGCAGGGCCUCAAGCUGGCCGCCUGGAUGAUGCUCAUUCCCUGGAUUCGGAAGCUACCGCUUCUGCCAACGCGCGACCCCUACAUCGAUCAGUUCACGCGCGACAUUGUCAACGGGCGGCGGCGGGAGCUUGCGUCCGGCGAGCGUUCCGGAGCGAGAGCGGACCUGCUGCAGUGGCUCGUCAAGGCGAGCAGCAGCGACGACGACGCGGGCUCCGAGUUCCGCACCUCGGACGUGCAGGACGAGAGCGUGGUGCUGCUGACGGCCGGCAGCGAGACGACGGCCAACGCCGAGCUCUUCACCCUGCUGCUGCUCGCCAAGCAUCCGGCGGCGCUGGAGCGGCUCUACCAGGAGGUCGACUGGUGGUAUCCCGCCGACGACCCGGGGCGGGAAACAGACUGCGGCUACUCUCUGAUGGGCAUGGUCUACCUCCAAGCCUGCAUCAACGAGGCCAUGCGCCUGGUGCCCGGCCAAGCAACCGGAAGCCCCCGCGAGACGAGCCGCGACGAGGUCGUGCUGAACUACCGCGUUCCCCAGGGCACCACCGUCUUCCCCAGCACGCAAGAGGCCCAUACAGACCCGUGUCUCUGGGACCAGCCGCAGCGCUUCAUGCCUGAGCGGUGGCUGGACGGCGCCAUUGACGAUGCCGCGGUGCCCUUCUGGCCCUUUUCGGCUGGGAAUCGCGUCUGCAUAGGCAAGCAUUUCGCCCUCCAGGAGAUGCAUUUGACGCUCGUCACUCUGCUGCGGCACUUUGCCUUUGAACACAUCCCCGGCCAAGAUGAGACGACGGUCUUUCGUGUGGCUCAGCAGUUGCGCGCCGAGGCCUAUUGGAUGAAGGUGAGCAGGAGGAUGAGUGUCAAGGCGGUGGGCGGGGGGGCAUGA